AUGGCAGCCUUAGCGCCCGCAUUGCCGCUGACACCGGCCUCUUCAACCGCUUCUCUGCCAUAUCAUCUCACAAUCCGCUUCUCAAACUCGCUGCCAGAUCUGGACCUGGACGUCCCAUCUCCGCAGACGACAACCGUCCUCUCUCUCAAAAAUCUAAUCAGAGAGCGUCUGUCCUCACGGAAUCGCCUUCGCUUCAUCUAUCAGGGCCGCCUCCUCCCAGACGCCUCAGCCCUCAGCUCCGUUAUCAAGCCGCCUCCUCCUCCGCCAUCAUCAUCAAAAUCACAUCACAACAGCCCCAAGAGCUCCAAGGGCAAGGGUAAGGCCACAGAUCAUGGCCUGGCUCCCGUAAGAAUAUACAUCAACUGCUCCAUCGGUGAUGAGCUGUCCCCUGAAGAACUCGCUGAAGAGCAAGCUGCCGCUUCCAAGCCCCCUGAUGAAUCAAGUACAGCCCCAUCUCAUCAGACCGGACAUCCUUCAUCAUGGACUCGUCCUCGACCACGGGGCUUCGACCGCCUCCUUCAGACAGGCUUCACGCAGUCGGAAAUCGAGACGUUGCGCACGCAGUUUGCUCUGAUCCGCACAGAGGGCUUCGCACCCGACGCUAUGCCCUCGCCAGACACGCUGCGUAACAUGGAGGAUGCAUGGAUCGACAACAAUGCCGGAGGACUCCCAUCUGCGAAUGCUUCGACAGAAGAUGAUCUCAACGGAAUGUCUAAUGUGCUUGACGUGAUGAUCCGAGCCAUGUUGAUAGGCUUCUUCUUUCCGCUGGGAAGCCUUGCGUGGCUGCUUCGCUCCAAUGUAUGGAGCGAGAAGUGGCAGGUGUUUGUGGGCUCCGGAGUUGCGCUGAGUUUAACGGUUGGAAUUGUCAUGAGCCUUUCCACUAUGAACCACUGA
This is a messenger RNA of Trichoderma gamsii, 894 nucleotides long. RefSeq lists its product as hypothetical. The transcript has a single exon. Gene Ontology annotation, biological process: protein processing. Gene Ontology annotation, molecular function: protein binding. The record is from RefSeq and is a predicted model, not a curated record. Gene Ontology annotation, cellular component: endoplasmic reticulum; Dsc E3 ubiquitin ligase complex. The coding region runs from base 1 to 894 and encodes 297 amino acids. Lineage: Eukaryota; Fungi; Ascomycota; Sordariomycetes; Hypocreales; Hypocreaceae.